GUAUUGAAAAAUUCAAGUGGCAUGAAAGGAUGACAGACUCUGAAGGGCCCCAGAGAUGCACACUUUGUUUUUUAUCCACGUUGCUUUCCCAGAAAGUUCCUGAGAAAUCAGACACAUCGCUUCGCUGCAUAAUAUCUGGUGAGCCCAAGCCAGAGGUAACUUGGUAUAAGAAUGGUCAAACCAUACAUGAGUGUGGCAUUGUUUCCAGUCAUGAAUUCUUCCAGAAUCAGUAUAUUCAUGUGUUACAUCUCUAUUGCUGUACCAAACACGACACUGCUGUUUAUCAGAUCUCUGCUAAAAACUGCUUUGGAAUGAUCUGCUGUUCUGCUUCCAUUGAAGUCGAGUGCUCAGCAGAGAACCUACAACUCUCACCGAACGCAAAAUAUGAUGCGGACACAGUUUGCAGACACGGAACAGAGACACACGAACUGGAGAGCACAAACCAAAUCAGUGGCGAAGAACAUCCGGGUAAGGAAGAAGAAAGCACCUCCUUGGGUACUCCCAUGGCAGCUGGGUCCCCCUCCUCCAAAUUCAACUGUUUAUGUUCACUCCAGUUAUUGGCCAGGAAUGAUAUUAGCACGUCCAGUUUUGAAAGUCCCUUGGACAUUAAAGGAACAAGACACCCCAAGGAGGCUUACGAUCUGGAUAACACAGAGGUUGUUCCAGAUGGAGUACUUUUUCCUAAUUCGAGUAGUAUUCCUGAUGAGCAAAACGGGUUUUGCCAUAGGACAAUGCAUUCCAAAGUGUCGAGGUUAAUAGAUGAUGCCUUAAAGAAUGGUAACCCUAAUGAGGAAAUACUAAAUUCAAGUCAUCAAAAUCCCAAAUUACAGAAAUACAUUAGCUUCAGCCGACCGCUGUCGGAGGCAGCUACACCCAUUUGCCCAGAUGGCAGGGCCACAAUCGACAAGCAAGUCAGCCCACAGGUUUUCACCAAAGACUCUGACAGUGACUAUGAACUUUGCCCAGAGAUGACCCUAACCUGCACCGAGGAGUUUUCAGAUGAUGACCUGGAGUAUCUGGAAUGUUCUGAUGUUAUGACACAUUACUCUAACGCAGUUUGGCAAAGGAACCUCCAGGGGACUGAACGUGUUUUUUUAUUAGAAAGCGAUGACGAAGAGAUGGAAUUCAGUGAGCGUUGCCUGGGUGGGUGUGAGCAUUUCCUCGGUGAAAUGGGUUGUGGGCCUCGGGUGUCGGAUGACGCUGGGCCUAUGGAUGCCACCACUGGCUUCUGGGGUUAUCACUCACAACCCCAAGAUGCGGGGCUGAGGAGCAGCCCAGCCUCCGCCCCUAGUCCCUCGUCCCCGCAAACAGGGACGACUCUGACUUCAGGACCUCACCAGGAUGGGACAUCUACAGUGACAGACCAGGGGAGAUACAAACUCCCCACUCCUCCUGGGCCUGCUGAAAAUGAUUCUCCAGGAAUUCCAGGAGAAACCAGAGACUGCCACCAAGCAGGGGAGGAAUUCACCCGUGACAAUCUGCUAAACAUGGAUAAAGCGGUAACAGAGACAGAGAUGAAGCGUCCGUCUGGUGAGUCAGAAGGGUCAUCAGUGAGCCAGUGUUUGAAGAUUCCAGCUGAGAAAAGAGCAGGGGACAAGAGUUGGUUGAGCAAGAGGGGCUCGGAGAAACCUGCCAGGGUGAGGCGACUGGAAAUGAGGGGGAAAGUCAAGGAGCUGAGCCCCUACCCGAAAGGAAGUGGGACAGAAAGCACCCUUCAUCUCCUCUGUCCCAAAGAACCUGCUAAGCACCCACUAACCCAGAGUGAAAAAAGAGAGGGUUCUCAUGCCAAAGCAGAAGCUCCUGAUCUGAAUCCCCAGUUCCCUGCAGGAGAAUGUGCUAUUGCAACCCACGCAGAACAAGAAGCAAAACCCCCCCACACUCCACCAGGCUUGCUCCUCCAAGAAGGGAACUCCAACUUCAAGGGAGAAGGGGUGCGGGUUAAUCACCUAUUUGAAACAAGCCCGGUUCCAGACCAGAGUGAUCAUCCUCAGGUGCAAAUUCAGGAAACGGUCAGGGAGAGAAUCUCUCCCAGCCAGAUGCCAUCUCUCUCGGAAUCUGCUGGGGAGAAGUCUGCAUUCACUGAGACCACAACAAAUUUUUUACCCAACUUAGGAGGGAUCAAUGAAGAAAGCACAUCAUUGGCCCCGUACUUGGAGGCAGAAAGCUGUACUCAAGGCUCACAGCAUGCAGAAAGCCACGAGAGAGAAGAUAGCACAAGUGUACUGUCCUGGGAAGACCUAGGACAUGAGCUGACCAUCCCAGAAGCCAAUAAUGAAAAUAUGUCCCCAUGUGAGCUGUCAGUGCAUGUCCCCCAGGACAUGUCUCUCUCUGUUGCUUCCCCUGAACCCACAAACACCAUUUCCAUCAUGAAAACUACGUGCAGUGGGACAAGGGGCAGAGAAGUAGCAUGUGUGACGGAGUGUCUUGAAGCAGGUGGCCAAGGAGCAUGUGAUACCAUGGAGUCUCCUGAUGGAUCCCCAGCUGAUAAAUAUUUGCCUCAAGAAAUUUGCUCCCUGGACUUAGAAUUGGCAGAAGGUCAAAGCAAAGUAGCUGAUUUAUGUUCUGCUGACAAGACACUGGGAGUUCUUUUUCAGACACAAGGUUCUGAGCCGCCACUGUCCACCUGUGAAAGCAGCAAAGUUAGGAACUCAUCUGUGUCCCCACUUUUUAUCAGUACUUUCGUCUGGAAUACUUCACACAAUUCCAGUGAAGGUGACACAGAAGAAAAUCUAGCUGAGGUGGCCACUUCCACCUCCACAGUGGCCUCUGCAAUACAGGCUGGCCAGGAAGGGCCGAGCCCCAGCAACUCCAGAGGGCUUGAAGCAAGACAGCCUCCACCUUCUGACGACAAUGCUUUUGUGCAGUUUACAGAGGGAGGUGACAAGAUCCCCAGGACCCAUGGCCCAGACACUGGAGAUACACCAGCCAGUCAUGGGUCAGUUGUGAAGUCUUCUCACAAGAAGUCAACAUUAGCUGCUCAUCUUGAGUGUCUUCGGGUGACCAGAGAGAGUGGGGACACAUCAACUGUUACCUUUGCCAGCAAUAUCCACCCAGCCAAAUACCAUCCUGUUUCAAUCGCUGGGCACAGCCACACAGAGGGCCUGGGGAAGAGCUCACUUCAGGCACCGGAAGAAAAUAUUUUCCAACUUCCCUCCAAUGUGCAGCUGGGUCAUAUUUUAAAUGCUUCCACAAUCGAAACUCCAGAAGAGCCCCUUUGCACGGCUCCCAAUGAACCAGGAGUCCAUGUCCACGAGGCUCAGCUCCCAGAGGGAGAGGGUUUCUGUGGCAAGCCCGCUCUUCAGAUGGAUAAGCAGUCUGGAGGUAAGAGCUGGACCGUGGUCAGAGCGGACAAUAGGAGUGUCGAAGAGAAUGUCCAAGAAAAAGAAAGUGAGACAACUCAGGAGGGCCUGCCCCACCAGCGUUCUCUUUCUGAAGAUGAUUGCCAGGAAAGUUUGCUCACAACGUCUGCUGCACAAGGGCAAAUACAGUUGGUGCCCUUGGACCACUCGUCAGCACACUCCAGGGAGGAGAGAGGGCAGAGCUGGCAGACCGGCGUGUCCAUGGGGGCUGCAGCUACUGUGGACGGUGGAGGGCAGGUGCUGAGCAGGGCUCCGCCUCCCUCUAAUACUCUCCUGGGGGAGACCGAAGGAGGCAGACCAGGACUUUGGGAAGCAGGCAGAAAGCUGAAGAUUAUAACCCUAGAGGCUCCCACUGUGGAAGACUGGUCACCAAGGCAACUGACAGAUUCUGGGCGCCAGGGGUCAGAAGCUGGUCCCGAGACUAAUGACAGGGUCUGGGCUGUAGCCGACUUUCUCAGAUCAGAUGCUCUUGUGCCUGAACGGGACCCCUGUGAAGCAGCAGUAGGUCCCUGUCCUCAGGCUGAGGCUGGCUCAGCCCUUGCUAGUAACAGAGAGAUCUAUGACAGUGAAGAACAGACGUGUGUGCGAUGGGCCAGGGGGCAGAGAAGACAUGUGCCUGGGGGUAGUCUUUCUUCCUGGUAUUCGGGCCAACCCAGAUUCCUGGAGUCAUCUGUGGACCCUGUAGAUGAAAAGGAAUUCUGUGUCACAGAUGUGCAAUCAGAGGCUUCCAAAACUGGAGGGAAGGAAAACAAUGUGAGUCGAAACCAAGAGGAAAACCACAUCAAGGUGGAUCAUCCUGCAUCUUUUAAAGAGGCUCUGAUUGGCCCUAAAAUCCUAGAGUCCUCUGUAGAUCCCAUUGAUGAAACAGGUGUGCUGGCAUUUGACCUGUGUCACCGGGGCUGCACACUGGGCGAUGGAAGAAAGCCACGGGAGAAGCUCAGCCGCGGGGCACUAGAGCCUUCUGAAUCCACGUUGGAGGUCAGGAACUCGAACCAUGGAAACCUGAGCCAGAGAGUGGAGGUCCAGCCUGCCCUCCUGCACGUUCCAUGGCCCCAGCAAAGUGGGGAAACCAUUCCAAGUGAAAACAGCAUCCCCCGAAACCAAGAAGACAGAGAGACAGUGGAGGUGGAGCAGAGUCAACACAACAAAGCAAACGUGGGCGCCCAGCCUGCCAUUCGGCAAGUGCCGUGUCCUGACGAAGACAGGGAAACAAUUCCAAGUGGUUGCACUGCCAGCCAAACACAGGAGGACAGUGAGCGAUGCUUACGGGAGGCAGAACCAAGUAACAAGGCAGCAGAAUGUGCGUUCCCCACUCUUCCUCUUUCUAGUUGUCUUGCAAUAAUGACUCAUGCAUGUGUUGGAGACGAUACUCACAACUCCACAGGUCAGAUUCAUCAUGUCCUUGAGGAUGAUUUAGUUGAGCCCAGCAACUAUCCAUAUGCAUUUUCCGAUUCAAAGGGAACAGGAGUAAUUGAGAGUGAGAGCGGUAAACGCUUGUCCUCUCCUGGUGAUCACACUUGGUUGCCCUGUACUUCAGGGCCAGAAGGAGACGUCCCAAGCUCUCCAGUGAGCCACAAAAUUGAGGAACCCCAAACAGAGGAGUCCCAAAUUGGGGAAACCCUGCCCGCAAGCGUGUCUGACUCCCCGGCAGUGGGUUCGGCAUUCAGUUUAGAAGAAUGCAUGUCCGAGAAAGCUACCAAGACCCUGCAGGGCCCGUGUGGCCAGGGCUGCGCGCUGGGCGAUGGGAGAAAGCCGCGGGGGAAGCUCAGCCCCGGGGCAGCCCAGACCCGCCGAUUUCCAGGGGCCCCGCCAGCAGAGACGGGGGCAGAGGGGAUCAAGAAGAAGCAAGAAACCUCAGGAGGCGGACAUCUAGCUGAGGGAGUAAAAAGGAAAAUUCUGUCCAGGGUGGCUGCCCUGAGGCUGAGGUUAGAAGAGAAGGAAAACGUCAGAAAGAGCUCAAGCUUUCUUAAAAAGAUGCCUAAACUCGAAGCAGCCGUAUCACGCAUGGAUGAGACAAACGACCCAAAAAAGCCACCUUACAAAAGAGAAGGAAAAGCUCCGGUAUUACUGGAAAAGAUCCAAGCCGAGAUUGUCCCAGACCACUCUGGAAAUGUAAAAUUAAGCUGCCAGUUUGCAGAAAUUCAUGAAGAUUCUACUAUCUGGUGGACAAAAGAUUCUAAGUCAAUAGCCCACGUGCAGAGAAGUGCAGGUGACAACUCCACUGUGUCCUUGGCCAUCAUUCAAGCCAGUCAGAAGGACCAGGGCCUCUAUUACUGCUGCAUCAAGAACAGUUAUGGAAAGUCGACAGCUGAAUUUAACCUCACCGCUGAAGUUCUCAAACAACUUUCAAGUCACCAGGAUCCUAAAGGGUGUGAGGAGAUUGAAUUCAGCCAACUCAUCUUCAGAGAAGACUUCCUCAGUGACAGCUACUUUGGGGACCGCCUGCGAGGUCAGAUCGCCACCGAGGAGCUGCACUUCGGAGAAGGCGUCCACCGAAAAGCCUUCCGCAGCAAAGUGAUGCAGGGCCUCACUCCCGUCUUCAAGCCCGGCCACGCCUGUGUGCUCAAGGUGCACAACUCGGUUGCCUACGGGACCAGGAACAACGAUGAACUCGUGCAGAGGAACUACAAACUGGCCGCCCAGGAAUGCUAUGUCCAGAAUACCGCCAGGUACUAUGCCAAGAUCUAUGCUGCUGAAGCACAGCCUCUGGAAGGCUUUGGAGAAGUGCCAGAAAUCAUUCCUAUUUUUCUUAUCCAUCGACCUGAGAACAACAUCCCUUAUGCAACAGUGGAGGAGGAGCUGAUUGGAGAGUUUGUGAAGUAUUCCAUCAGGGAUGGGAAGGAAAUAAACUUCUUGAGAAGAGAAUCAGAGGCCGGUCAGAAGUGCUGUACCUUCCAGCACUGGGUGUACCAGAAGACAAGUGGCUGCCUCCUGGUUACAGACAUGCAGGGUGUAGGAAUGAAGUUAACUGACGUUGGCAUAGCAACAUUGGCUAAAGGGUACAAAGGAUUUAAAGGCAACUGUUCCAUGACCUUCAUUGAUCAGUUUAAAGCACUUCACCAGUGUAACAAGUAUUGCAAAAUGCUGGGGCUGAAAUCUCUUCAAAACAACACCCAGAAACAAAAGAAGCCAAGUACUGGGAAAAGCAAAAUUCAGCCAAACUCCACAACAGUGAAGAAGAUGGCUUCUGGGACCCCAGCAGAAAAGAAAACCUAGCAUCCCUGAUGAACUAAUGGCCACCAGCUAGCAGCACAUGGUCUUGUGGGUGGAAACCUGAAAACACCCAGGAGAGGACACACAGCCUGUAGAGUGAUGUGACAAUCCUUAUUCCCCGCUGCCUGUGCUCCAAGCUGCUUCUGAACCCGUCGCCUGCUGCCUUCCCUGAAAUGCUUUUGGAGCAGGAUUUGUGACCCACUUAGGGAGACAAUUGUCAUUCUGAAAGACAGUCCAUCUUUGUAUACACCUUUUGCAUCUGUACUGACCUAGAGUUAUGUGUCUGUCUGUGUAUUUGCAUGUGGCUGUGCUGUCAGAGACUCGGUGCUGAGCAGGGUCUGUCUACAGCCCAAACCCUCCCAUCCCUAAUCCCAGAAUUUCUAGACACAACCAGCUGCUGUCUGAGCAGAAAAUGUGAAUUCCUUCCUUGGGUCAGGUUGUGGCACUCAUGUCUAACAUACUGUUGCUGCUGGAGGUGGCUUCAGAAACGUGAGGCCAUUUCCCAUUCAUUAUUCACACAUCCGGUUAUAAUUUUCUGUUUAAUUAAAUUCACAUCGAAACAAAAA
Molecule: messenger RNA, 7138 nt
Organism: Manis pentadactyla (Chinese pangolin)
Lineage: Eukaryota; Metazoa; Chordata; Mammalia; Pholidota; Manidae
Gene: ALPK2
Product: alpha kinase 2
Exons: 13
Coding region: 30-6575 (2181 amino acids)
Biological process (GO): protein phosphorylation
Molecular function (GO): ATP binding; protein serine/threonine kinase activity
Source: RefSeq, a predicted model, not a curated record